This is a messenger RNA of Drosophila eugracilis, 4293 nucleotides long. RefSeq names its product zinc finger protein GLI2 (gene dati). NCBI's taxonomy places the organism in Eukaryota, Metazoa, Arthropoda, Insecta, Diptera, Drosophilidae. The record is from RefSeq and is a predicted model, not a curated record. Bases 578 to 3958 code for a protein of 1126 amino acids. Gene Ontology annotation, molecular function: RNA polymerase II transcription regulatory region sequence-specific DNA binding; DNA-binding transcription factor activity, RNA polymerase II-specific. Gene Ontology annotation, biological process: regulation of transcription by RNA polymerase II. The transcript has 10 exons. Gene Ontology annotation, cellular component: nucleus.
UAAAUAUAUAUGGUAUUUUUAUAUUAGAUAAUCUCGAUUGAAACGUAUAUAUGUACAUUUAUUGCCAAUUUAUGGGUAUCUUCAAAAUACUUUAAAAUUUAAUCGAAUUAAGUUAUAUUUUUAUAUACCUUAAAUACAUAUGUAUUUGUGAAUACAAGUCCGAUAGUUAAGUGAUACUUUUUGGCACAAAAUAGGUAAUGGUAUCGGGUAACAAAUUGUGAUGUAAAAUUAACAAAAAGUAAAGCAACUAAGUAAAUGAAAAUCGAAAUAUAUCUAAAUCAGUAUGUCUCCAUUACUAUUUGGAGAGAGUGACACCACAAAUAUGCGAAUAAUGAAUUUCCAUUACCAAUAUAUCGCGAAACCGUAACGUGUGCCUUAUUCCGGCCUUAAGUUUAAAUGAUAUUCAGUAACACAUGAAAAAUAAGUUAAAUCAGAAUUAUAACCUUAUUAUUAUAUAAUCGUCGAAUGUAAACGCCCACUAGAAUUUCAACGAAUGUAAUUUCAUAUAAUAUUACCAGCGCUGCAACCGUCAUCAUAUUGUAAUCAUGAUCAACGUAUACUUUCACGGAGACAUGAUAUGAAAUUACGAUGUUUUGGCCAGGUCCAAACCACUAGAAGUUGCCAGCCGAGAGUUAAGUUCAGGGUCAGAAGCAAUCGUCCUGUUGGUCUACUAGAUCAGUCAAGACCUGUGAGCAGGGAAAACAACAUUGGCAUACUCGUAAAAAAAUUGUUCCGAAUGUUUAAAAUGGACGGCGCAGACUUCUGGCAGCAGGCACGGGCCCCAUUUGGCUUGCAAACGGCGCUUCAUCAGUACAAUUCGCCACCGAAUCAACAGCCACAACACCAUCCCACAGUGCACCACUCCAUUUCACAGGAGCACGAGCUGUUGGCCGAAGUCCACUCAGGUGUCCCCAUUAUGGGCUCGGGUCCAGUGAACAGCAGUAGCUCAAUUGUCUUAUCCAGCCCUCAUCCUCAUCUGGGCAAAGUUGAGUCCAGCCACAUACUGCAACAGCACCCGGAGCAACAGUCAUACGUGGGAGACUCCUUUCGUGGUUCGCAGUCGCCCCAGCUAAGCAGCCACCACCUGUUGUUUAAUGCGGCUGCGGCAGCGGCUGCGGCGGCACACCUUAAAUCUACAGCCAUGCAAAACAACCUUUCACCAAUAGCGGACCAGACGCCGAAUUCCUUGCGCAACUAUGGCCAUAGCUCCUUGAAUGCCUUAUGUGGGAUCAAGCCCAAACAGGAGAUGGAUGCUAGGGCAACCCCCCAGUCGAUCGACGAGUGCCGCCAGCCGCUGGCUCAUCCGCAGGCCCAGCCUUUAUACGGCGGAGAUUUCUACGAUGUAGGGGAGGCACAGGCAAGAGAAGCUUCCGAAGCAGAGGGACGAGCGAUGACCAUUGAAAUUCGCGAAUGUAAUACGGAGUCCGAUGAAUUAAAAUCCAACUUACAGACUCACCAGCAGCAGACAGCAGGCCAAGCCUCGCAAGCGCCUCAAUAUAAGUCAAUGUCACCCGGGACAGGAGGCAGCUCUAAUUCAGGGGCACUAACAGGACCCAGACCAGGGGCAACAAUGAUCAACAAGACCUUGUCGCAAGGUCAGCAGUCUCCGCAGAACUGCACAACGCCAUCCGCUGGUAGCACGACGCCCGACAUCAAAUACAACAACGACAAAAUGACAAGUGAAAUUCAGCUUCAGCUUUCCCGGUCGAGCAGCGCCGCCGCGAUCAGUGAACGCACCCUUGAAGAAUGUUGGUCAACCCUACAACGACUUUUCAUGCACAAAAGCGCGAUGCAGCAAAUUCAGCAGCAGAUUCCACGCGUCGGUCUAGGAACCCACGGCGUGACCGGUACGACUAAUUUGGUAGGCAACAUCACGCCCGGCUCGGAUACUAAGCCGCACCAGUGCCAACAAUGCAUGAAAAGUUUUUCCAGUAACCACCAGCUCGUGCAACACAUCCGAGUGCACACUGGAGAGAAGCCGUACAAGUGCUCCUACUGUGAUCGUAGAUUUAAGCAGCUAUCGCAUGUCCAGCAGCAUACUCGGCUGCACACAGGAGAACGACCCUAUAAAUGUCACCUGCCAGAUUGCGGUCGAGCUUUCAUACAACUUUCGAAUCUUCAGCAACAUUUACGUAACCAUGACGCUCAGGUAGAACGUGCAAAAAACCGUCCAUUCCACUGCAACAUUUGUGGAAAAGGUUUUGCCACAGAAUCUAGCCUGCGAACACACACAUCUAAGGAGCUGCAGCUGCACCUAGGUGUCCUGCAACAGCAUGCCGCCCUAAUAGGUGGUCCUAACGCCACGUCCUGCCCUGUGUGCCAUAAACUGUUCCUUGGUACCGAAGCUCUUGUGGAUCAUAUGAAACACGUCCAUAAAGAAAAAAAUACUGCCCCUGGUGGAUCAGCCUUAUCUCAUUUCAACGAUCUGAAUCAGGACGCUACAGGCAGUGAGAGCGGAAAUGGAACUGGAACUACCAACGAACAGAUUUCCGCGCAAUGCACUUCUGAAUCUAACUGCGCUCAGAGCUCUCAACUGACUACAGCUGGUUGCUCCAAUUUUAUCGACAGUUAUCUAGGCAAAAGAAGGACAGCGAACCAUCCCUGUCCAGUAUGUGGCAAACAUUACGUCAACGAGGGAUCCCUAAGAAAACAUCUAGCAUGCCACGCCGAGAACUCUCAACUUACAAACAGCCUGAGAAUGUGGCCGUGUAGCGUUUGCCAGGCAGUCUUUACUCAUGAAAAUGGCCUUCUAACACACAUGGAAUCGAUGCGCAUGGAUCCGAAACAUCAAUUUGCGGCUCAGUACGUUUUGUCUCGAGCAGCUGCGGAACAACGGGAACGGGAAUCCCUCCUAGCUGUAACCUUGGCUGCCAGCAGUGCCACCGGUAACAGAAUUGGAAUUGUAGAUGCCGGAAACGUUUUGCCAAUGGGUGCCCACAAUUCGGAGGGAUCAAUCUCAAAGUGUCCUUCACCUUCCGCAAACUCCGAAUGCUCUUCGAACGGUCGUUUAACGUCGUCAACAACGUCUGAUCAAGAUCAAGACGUCGAACAUGGAUUGAGUGAGAAUGAGAGUAGCAACCAGAACAACGUAACCAGCCUGAAUAACAACAAUUGCACAUCCAACAACUCCAGCUCAAAUAAGAUAGCUGAGCUUCGACUUCCGGGAUCAGGCCAAUAUCCCAUAGAUGCAGAUUUGCACGUUGCUAACCGAAUGUCUCUGAUGGCCGCAGCUGCCGCAGCCGUUGCUGCUUCGCGGCCACAGGACGGAGUCGAAGCCUCAGCAGUACCCAGCGCGGCGGUGCAAGCAGCUGUGGUUAAUUUGGCCGCUGCCAUGCGAAUGAACAAUCCUACUAGCAAUGGCCCUAGCCCUUACCAACAGCAUCACGGUGAUCACACUCAUUCACACCAUUCUCAUCCUCAUCAUCAUCAACAAAACCAACAGCAACAGUUGCCCCAUUUGCUGGUACACACUCACCCCAGCAACAGCAACUCGCGCUCACAGCGGUCUCCAAACUUAAAUGUGCCAAAUUUGCAGAACGAAUCAUCUGCAAUGAACAUAAAUGUGCAUAUGAUGCGCGGUGGCCUCGACCCUGAUCAAAACCAAGGAGGAAUUCAUGAUAUAGACGUUCUUCACCAACAGCAGCAGCACCACCAGACGUCCAACUUUUCGCAGCACGCCGCUGCUCCUACAAAUCUACAAACCCCAUCACACCCCCAGGCGCAUCACACUUCCCACCACCAUUCGGAUUCGGAUACAGCGCUCCGUAUGCACCAGGCUGAAGUGAUUUUGCGGUCGCAUUCCGAAGCUGCGUUUCGACUAGCAACUGCCAGUGGUCCUGGUCCUGGAGUAAAAAGCGACAACAACAAUGCUAGUGUAAUGCCUAGCAACAACGACCAUCAACAUAGAUUUCAUUCGCAGUCGCAUCAACAGGAACAUCAAAUGCCAUCCAACUCAUGAAGUUCGGCGAUUGAGUCCUCUGGGACAGAUGUGGAUUGAGGAUAAACACAGAAUUGAGUACAACGAUUUCUUAUUGCUUCGAUUGCGUUUGAAACAAUAGGAUUUAAGACAUUUGAAUGCGUAAGCAUGUAUUACUAAUUUAAUUUCUGGACGAGAUAUUGAUGCAAAUUAUUUUAUGUUUGUAUGUAUGUUUAAGCAGGCAACAUAGGCCUAAGCAAUAAAGCGACCCCAUUCAUUGUGCAAUAGUAUAACCAAAUGUCAAUGUGUGCAGAUAAAUAUAUGUAAAAACUUUUGUGUUAUGUUUACGUUUAUUAUAAGAGUAAAGAUAAAUGCCC